AUGGAAUCAAUAUCGUUUACAUUCAACUAUGAUAAAAAUUCAGAUCAAUCUCUAAUAAAGUUAUGGAAACUUACAAAUGAUAAAGUCCUAUGUACACCACUACAAUCAAGUAAAAGACUAGGAAACAGGUCUUGGAGAUUAAUCAGUCAUAGAAUAUUACAUCACUCAAAAGCAGACACCUCCAGAAAAUUCAGUCUAGCUGAUUUGGAUUCAAGUCACAGCUUAUCCAAUCUACAGGAUUUAAAACCAAGCAGGCCUUCGUUAUUUAGUCAUACUUCCAACUUGAGUUUAUAUACAAGAAAGAGAUCAACACAAACCAGUCUAGAAUCGGCUAGUUUUGCGUUUACCAAACAACGAGAAGAAAAUGGCAGCAGCUGCGAAAUUCUAAAUGUUAUUCAAGAUGAAGAUGAAUCAGAGGAUGACAACUUAUCUGAUGUAUCCGACAUAUCUGAAAUAUCAGAGUUCUCAGAAGAAGAAGAAGAAGAAGAAGAAGAAGAAGAAGAAGAUUAUGAAGAAGAUAGCAACAACGAUGACGACGACGAAGUGACUGAUAAUAGUAAGAAUAAUCAACAGACAAGUACAGAAAAUGCAAAUGCCACUAGUCAACUUGAUAAUAAGGAACAUACAGAAAGUAAUAAUGUCACAGCCAAUAAUACACUUCCAAAAACCCCCGAAACUAGGCAAGGACCACCACCUGCAUCGGGAAACAACAUUCAUCGCCGGUCUCUUGAUGACAGAAUAUCUCCUAGGAACGUCAAUCACAAACGAGAACCUUCAAUGACAAAAUUCUAUAUUGCAAAUUCCCCAUCUCCUACUCAGAAGAAAGAAAUUGAUGAUAAGGCGAAUGAGAAACUACUGCAACAAAAAUCGCUUGAUUUCCAGAAUGGAGAGCAAGAAUCUAGACCUACAGGAAGACAAGGUUCAUUGUUCAACAAUUUCCAGUUCAAGGAAAAAUCAGUUCAAGUGAAUGAGGAUGAAAGUGAAGAAUACGACGACGUGGAGGAAGAUGACGAUAGUUACGAUUCAACGGAUAUUUCUGAAGAUGAUGCUGAACUUAGUGAGGUUGAAGAAGACGAAGAACAACACCAUGACAAUGAACUACCACAACAGCAAUCCAGCAAGAAUAAUUCUUCAUCUAAGGAAAACAAAGCUUCUGUAUCCGCUGCUAAUGAUAAUGAAAGUGAUUGGCUUUCAGUAAGUACUGAUUCGGUACAAUCAAAUGUUCCUAUUGUUAAGAACCUUAAGCCACAAACCCAACCAAUGAAUUUCCCAAAGGUUGAUCCAUCUUCUUCAGCAUCUUUGGCAACCAUUCCAAUUGAGAUCAGCGACAGUCAAACUAAUAUUGCACUGAUAAAGAGACCAAAAUCGCUAUUAUCCAACUUGUUUUUAAAUCAACUAGCAACUACGAGUACAGAACCUCCUAUCAAGCAUCAAUCACUUCUGACUAGUUCCAUCCGUGAAAAACCUACUUUGCAAAGAUCAAGAACUACAGGGAUAAUUACUGUUGAUAGAGAAGUAAAACGUCCAUCCAUUAUUUUCACUAGAAAAUUUCCUUCAGUGGCAGAUAUCAAUAUUCCACCACUAACUCCAACCGAUAGCAACUCUGUUGCUCCUCAAACUCCUUUGACAAAACAAAGAAGCAUUGUUGGAAUUUCAGAUAUUAAUGUUUCCAUUAAACCCACAGAAGAGAAAACAUGGUCAGAAGAUGGAUCAGUUUCUGCAUCUGCUUCAUUAUUAUCUACAAGUUUGAGCAAAAUGACUAGAUCUUCAUCACAUCAUUCAAUUAAGAAUUUGUUAUCCAAGUCGUCUUUGAAUAUCACCAAAAUAUACCAUACAAAUAAACCAAGACACAGAGAUAACAAUGUCUUCCACAAACGUAAUGAUGAAUUGACAAAACCAGAUUCAUCACUUGGUCACUUGAAACAUUCGCCAAGUUCCUUGACUUCAGCUUCAUCAAUAUUGAUGGUUUCUCAAAAAUCUUCAUCAACUCCACCUCCUCCAGUGCUUCCUAGAGUUACUACUACGGAACAUGAAAUUCAAAGUGAUUUGUUGAAUACUGAAGAGUUGAGUAAAUCAUUAAAGGAUUCAAUUUUAAUCGAUAACAAAUUAGGUAAAAUUGCCAUGCCUGAAAAAGUGAUUGAUGCCGGAAGUUUUCUAAGACGUGAAAGUAGAUUGGCAGACAGUGAUGAUUUUGAUGACUACCAUGCAAAAGGUUGGUAA
This is a messenger RNA of Candida tropicalis MYA-3404, 2220 nucleotides long. RefSeq lists its product as uncharacterized. The record is from RefSeq and is a predicted model, not a curated record. The transcript has a single exon. The coding region runs from base 1 to 2220 and encodes 739 amino acids. NCBI's taxonomy places the organism in Eukaryota, Fungi, Ascomycota, Pichiomycetes, Serinales, Debaryomycetaceae.